AUGAGCCAGACGCCGGGUCCUGUUCAGGAAAUCCGGCUACAGUCCACCAUCACCUUGAACGGGAUCGUGGAGAUGGAACGUGCAACGGCUUUACCUGGGCUCUUGACGCAUGUGCGUCCUCAGCGAAUUGCAGAUGAAUGCCAGGGAGCCUGGGUCCAUGUCAAAAAGCAUUCCAAUCUCAGCAUUGCAGUUGUCCAGUUUCCAAACUCAAAGAUCCGGGAUGUUGUUUGGCAGCAGAGCAUUGCUGCCGACGGCCGGUUCGCAGACUUCCCAUCCAUCCGUUUCGAUAUGAAGCCCCAUCAGGAGAAGGUGGAGGCGGGUGGCAAGAGGGAAGUGCCAGGUGCGCUCUUUGUAGCCUGGAAGGGUGGGAACCCAAUCAUCGCACGUGAUUUGCAAUGCUUUUUUGACAGGAUCACUGCGCCAAUGAUGGAGGCUUUCCAGCCUGCAGGAGCAAGCGUGGCAGACGUGUUGCUUCAGGGAAAACGCACCCUUGGCCCGUACAGUGGAACAGGCUCCAGCGGCGAGGACGUCGUGGUCUUGAGGCUGACGCGCAUGGCCCGUUCCCCCCAGGUCAUCAACCUCCUUCUGCAAUCUCCAGUGCUAGAGCCGUGCCACGAGCGCGUGCGCAACUCCGGAUGUGGUGUCUCUCCGACAUGGGCAAAUGGAGCCAAGAUCCUGGUGCCUGGCAUCCUGGCGCAGGAUGUGCACGAUGCAGGUGUCACUCUUCAGGAUCACCAUGUGCUUGUCUACAGCAGUGAGAUAGAGUUGGUCCGCAGGGCUCUCGCUGCCAUGCCCUGCCGAGAGCGUCCCAAAGUUGCCCACCAUCAGGACAUGGGCAAGAUGCGGAAGCCACGGAUGCCCGAUGCCGACGAGCCCGACUUCGUGGUUGAGUGCUCCUUGCGCACGUACUCGAGCUUCGGCCCAAAUUCGACGUCGGGGCACUGCGAUAGACUCUGA
Symbiodinium sp. CCMP2592 is the source of this 957-nucleotide messenger RNA. Lineage: Eukaryota; Dinophyceae; Suessiales; Symbiodiniaceae. The record is from the annotation of a GenBank genome assembly.